Messenger RNA from Nezara viridula (southern green stink bug), 2165 nucleotides. The record is from the annotation of a GenBank genome assembly. NCBI's taxonomy places the organism in Eukaryota, Metazoa, Arthropoda, Insecta, Hemiptera, Pentatomidae.
CUUAAAUCGCAUAUUUUACUAGAUUUUUCGUAGAAGAUUUAGUUUCGUCCUUAAUGAAAGAGAUAAAAGCUAGUAAACAAUAUUAUUUAAUGUCACAUGUUAUUUAAUUUGAAUCUCGUUUCUCUCGGCAUAUGUGUGUUAAAUGCAAUAAUCAUGAAAACUUAAAAUAUGGGUAUCCUCCUCACUAAAGUUACCCAUGUUUUAUAUUUUACGUUUGGUUCCAGUACUGAUAUUCAUGUGCGUUGAAACUAUUAGCAUUUCAUCGGAAGAUGGAGAACAUCUAUUGAAAGAACGUGGUGCCCAUCAUCCGAAGCCAGUUCCAGUAGAACUAUUGGACCAUUUAGAUAAGGCUGCUAAGAAUGAAGAAGAGGUAAACUCAGGAAUGCUUCCAUUUCUAGUGCCAACAGCAAGAGCAUGCGCUGAUGUUGAGAGGCCUGCUUACGCCAAAGCGACAUGCACUUCGUAUCCCGGGCGUGUAGUCUGCCAGCUCGGUCGCUACACUUUCGUCAUAAACAACGGGGAGCACAAGAUGAAUCCAGAAAUCAUAGAAAGAUUUGCAGCCAUGGUCUAUCACAGGUCUCAAGAAGGAGACGCAAAUUUUGACAUUUCUGUUGACAUACCAGUAAAAAUCAACGACGACUAUUUCGUUCCUCCUCAGAGACUGAUCGAAACUACGACGUCCCACAUGGAGGAGAUGAGGUACCCUGUAUUUGUGGAAUGCUCGCCUAUUAUUGACGAAAGGAAGAUGUGCAACCCUCCCUACAACCCAACUGAGAUCAUCUACUCCUGCAAGCGGCGAGAACUCGGUUUCGGAGGAUUCGGUGGACUCGACAAGCGGAUGGUGAUAUCGGUGGACGGAGAAGGGACCGUAGCUGCUGGUGACCUAGUCUUACCUUACAACGCCUUAAAAGACAAAAGAAAGAAAAGACAAAGGGAGAAACAAGCUGAGAAGGUUGAACUGAUCCACUUGACUCCUUCAGGAGCAGAUAACAAGUUAUACUCGGACGUGUGCUCCUUAAAGACAAAGGGUUGGUGCCCGAACUUUAUCGAAACUGAUUGCCCUCCAACUUGCAGAACUAUAAACAUAACCGUGGUGGACGACUGUGCGGCGGUCAACGGAGGCACUCCAACCAACGCCAUGGAGGCACCACCCCUCACAGAGGUCCCUCAGUCUGCUCCUGCGGAGGAUAAAUCGAAUGCGGUGGUCCAACCACAGGAGAAGGCCCAGCGCGCUUUUGCGACCAACGCGACCCACGUAGAAGAAGGCUUACAGGUGAUGAAAAACCAGGAAGCACAGCUGUUGGCUGUGACCAUUUUACCUCCUCCUCAAGUAAGGGUCUUCUCUGACGUUUGUCUGAAGUCAACCGAGUUCCCUUGGUGCCCACAAAGCGUAGGAGAAGUAUUCGAAUGCUCAAUUCCGACAUGUAUCACGAUAGAUGAAUGUGCUCCUCCGACGUAUAAAGGUAGAAUGCGGCGAGAAGAGCCGAAACCGAGGCACUUGCAGAUCAGAAUGAAAUCCGGCAGGAAAUUCGGCCCCAAACGGAUCUUCAGGAAAAGAAAGCGCCAGGCUCUUUCCAACUAUAGCUUUCUAAAUUUCCCGAGGAAGGCACAUGUUCCAGGGUUUCAUUUCCAAACUCCUAUGUCCAAGAAACAGAGCACAGCAAGCACACAGGUCACGUCAACAACAAAUUUUGAAUCGACAACACAUUUCGAAUCGUCAACACACAACAAAUCUUCAACACAAAAGAAAAAUAUGUCAGAAUGCACAAUUGCGCCAGAGUGCACAUCAACCCUACAGUGUACUCUUGCGCCAGAGUGCACAACUACACUAGAGUGCACUACUCCGCCAGAGUGCACAACUAAACUACAGUGCACUAAUCCACCGGAGUGCACAAGUACAACACAGUGUACAACUACAACGCAGUGUACAACUACAACACAGUGUAUACCUACAACUACAUUAGAAUGCAUUACUAUAGAGUAUUUAACUAUACCUCACUGUCCAUCUACACCAGAGACAACAGAAUGUGUUAAAUCACAAAAAAUAGGGUUUAGCAGAUCACCAUUGUUCAAGCGAGAAAUGAGGAGGAGAAAAAAACCUAUUCGCAGAGUGUGGCCUAAUGUGUCAAGGGAACGGUAUAUUUUGGAAUAAAUUAUUAUUUCUC